GGCCCAGCUGGGGGCCGGGGACUCGGUUCCACUCACGCUGCGUGUUCCGGAGGCGGCACGAGGCCCGCUCGGCUCGGCUCCGGGACUCUUUCCCCCCCGGGUCGGAGCCGGGCGCACGCGAACCGGUUAUCGAGCGGACCUGGACGACCGCUACCUCCGUCAUUUCCUGCCGGCCCGUCGGUUUCCGGAUGAAACGAGGAGCCAGGUUUUGCCACAUUAAUGGAAACUAUGACUGGGAACGUAGUGGGAUGGCCAUUCCACUCCUUCUGUAGAGAGAUCUGGGAUUGUCCAGUAAAAUUUCUGCAUGUUUCUUCCUGGAUUGGGACUUUAUAAAGCUUCUAAGAAAACCAGCAUUUUCACGUCAGCACUGCAUUUGCAUUUGCUUUUAAGAAGAUGACUUAAGAGGAAAGAAUACCUUUCAUAUCAGAAGAUCCCAGGGGCGGAACAGACUGCAGCUACUUACUCUUCUCCUCAAGCAGCAUGUUAAGUGGAUUGCUUGACUGUCUACAAUUUGAAAGGGAGGCGACAUCACAACUUUCCCAGAUUGGGAGCAAAAAUAUGGAAUGCGUUUUACCGCUGACUGAACACAACCAAAUGAACUGUACUGACAGUAGUUUGAAAACCAGCAGUUAGCAGUUUGUUCAGGCUCCAACAUUGUCCAGCACUUUCCAGAGCAAACUCGCUGUUUACAAGAACUCUCGGCCUUUUGAAGUUUAUAACCUCAAGCUCUGUUUAUUUAAAAUAUUUCUCAAAAGAAAAGUACCCAGAGCCCCACUUUCCAAAAUGGCCAUGGAUGAGUAUUUGUGGAUGGUCAUUUUGGGUUUUAUCAUAGCUUUUAUCUUGGCGUUUUCUGUUGGUGCAAAUGAUGUUGCCAAUUCCUUUGGUACUGCUGUGGGCUCUGGCGUGGUGUCCUUGAGACAGGCGUGUAUUUUGGCUUCAAUAUUUGAAACCACUGGCUCAGUGUUAUUGGGAGCCAAAGUCGGAGAGACCAUCCGUAAAGGAAUCAUUGAUGUGAACCUAUACAACGAGACAGUAGAAACACUAAUGGCUGGGGAAGUUAGUGCAAUGGUUGGUUCAGCUGUUUGGCAGCUGAUUGCAUCCUUCCUGAGACUUCCAAUCUCAGGAACCCAUUGCAUUGUUGGCGCUACUAUAGGAUUCUCACUUGUUGCAAUUGGUACGAAAGGUGUGCAGUGGAUGGAGCUGGUCAAGAUUGUUGCUUCUUGGUUUGUAUCUCCACUGUUGUCUGGUUUCAUGUCUGGCGUGCUAUUUGUGCUGAUCAGAAUUUUCAUCUUAAAAAAGGAGGACCCUGUUCCCAAUGGCCUCCGGGCACUCCCAGUGUUCUAUGCUGCUACGAUAGCAAUAAAUGUAUUUUCCAUCAUGUACACGGGGGCACCAGCACUCGGUCUGGUCCUUCCCAUGUGGGCAAUAGCGCUCAUUUCCUCUGGCGUUGCUCUGCUCUUCGCCCUUUUCGUAUGGCUGUUUGUAUGUCCGUGGAUGAGGAGGAAAAUAGCAGGCAAAUUACAAAAGGAAGGUGCUUUAUCACGAGUGUCUGAUGAAAGCCUCAAUAAAGUUCAGGAAGUGGAGUCCCCUGUAUUUAAGGAGCUCCCAGGUGCCAAGGCUACUGAUGACAGCACUGUCCCUCUCACGGGGUCAGCUGGGGAAACCUCUGGAGCUUUAGAAGGCACAUCAGCAGGAAACCACCCACGGGCCCCUUACGGAAGGGCACUUUCCAUGACUCAUGGCUCUGCCAAGUCGCCCGUCUCCAACGGCACAUUCGGCUUUGACAGCCACACACGGAGUGAUGGGCAUGUGUAUCACACUGUACACAAAGACUCGGAGCUCUACAAAGACUUGCUGCACAAAAUUCACGUGGACAGGGGGCCCGAGGAGAAGCCUGCCCAGGAAAACAACUAUAGGUUGCUGCGACGAAAUAACAGUUACACCUGCUACACAGCAGCCAUUUGUGGCCUGCCAGUGCACUCUACUUUUAAAGCUGCCGAUUUGUCAUCUGCACCAGAGGAUAGCGAAAAGCUGGUGGGUGACACUGUGUCCUAUUCUAAAAAGAGACUUCGCUAUGACAGCUACUCAAGCUACUGCAAUGCAGUGGCAGAAGCCGAGAUAGAGGCAGAGGAGGGAGGUGUGGAAAUGAAGCUGGCAUCUGAGCUGGGGGAGCCUGGCCAGCCUCAGGAGGAGCCCGUGGAAGAAGAGAAGGAGGAGAAGGACACAGCUGAGGUCCACCUGCUGUUCCACUUCCUGCAAGUCCUUACUGCGUGUUUUGGAUCCUUCGCUCACGGUGGCAACGAUGUGAGUAAUGCCAUUGGCCCCCUGGUGGCUCUGUGGCUCAUUUACGAACAAGGUGGAGUACUGCAGGAGGCAGCAACUCCUGUCUGGCUGCUGUUUUAUGGAGGAGUUGGCAUUUGCACAGGUCUCUGGGUGUGGGGGAGAAGAGUGAUCCAGACCAUGGGGAAAGACCUCACUCCCAUCACACCAUCCAGCGGCUUCACCAUCGAGCUGGCCUCCGCGUUCACGGUGGUGAUUGCCUCCAACGUCGGGCUCCCGGUCAGCACCACUCACUGCAAGGUGGGCUCGGUGGUGGCCGUGGGCUGGAUCCGUUCCCGGAAGGCCGUGGACUGGCACCUCUUCCGGAACAUCUUUGUGGCCUGGUUUGUGACUGUCCCCGUGGCUGGGUUAUUCAGUGCUGCUAUCAUGGCCCUUCUCAUGUACGGGAUCCUUCCGUAUGUGUGACGUGUCUCCUUCCAGCCAGUGAUCAAGCGAAGGGGUGGCCUGGCGUGGGUGUGCAGGGCAGCGCGUGGCAGGUGUGGGCACGGUCAAGGCAGCACACCUCUCACCAGGCUAGGGGCUGCCUCCUGGCCGUGCCUCCACGUCCCUCGCAGAUGGCUCCAUCCAACACUGUCCACCCAGGCUGCAGAGAUUCAUCUUCUGGAGCUAACUUAACUACUGUACAUAAUAAUGUGUAUUAAACUGGUAUCGUGGUGAUAUAAUGUGGUACAGUUAUAUAUAUAUAUUAAAUAUAUAUUGUAUACAUAGACUAGGUAGCAUUAUUUCAAACAUAUUCAAAACAGGAGUGGAAAUAAUUACCUAGAAUUAAAUAUUCAGUAAAUCUUUGUACAUAAUAAUUUGAGUGGCAAUUUUUAAGAAACUUUUAAAAGGAAAGUCUAGAUUGGAAAUGAUUUUUUUUUCCAAAUGUUUUUUUUCCCCCAGAACCAUUUAAUAUACUGUAAAAUAAGUGAGACACAGGAUGUAUUUGGGAAGGUGUAUGUAGGUCAGUGUGCUAUUGAAUAAUACUGGAACAGGAGUUCACAAGUGCUUUCAUUGAAGAAUAUAUACUGUGUAUUGGUUAUCAUGUAAUGUAUAAUUGCUUUUGUAAAUACUUAAAACAGUAAUUUUUUAAUGGUGUGCUUCCCUUAUACUUUUUUGAUCAGAGAAUUUUAGAAAGUACCAAAGAAGCAGGGGAAUAGUUUGCCAGUAUUACAUUUUCACAUUGUCUCCUCUUCUCAUUAAUCACUACCAUUAACCUGGGAACAGACCAGCCCUGUCAUAACCGCCCCCCGAGGACCGUGUCUGACCGAGGCCCGGGUCAGCCCCACACACGUGUCACACUCUACGUCUGUGGCCCACCAGCAGCACCACCACCGCCAUCUACCCACAGUGGUCUUUCAUUCUGUCAUCAGUGUAGACUGUAUCGAGACGUGUGAUUAAACACUACAUAUCAAGUCCAGUUUAGAUUUUUAUCCCUUAUUCUUCGUGCAGCUGGAAGAACAGAAUUCUUGUCUCAAAUACUGAAGCUAAUGAGUGAGGCUUUUUACGUGCUUUGGCAGUCUAGAAAUUGGGGGGGUUGGGAGGGUUGAUUUGAAAUAUUAGAAAAUACACUGGAUUUAAGGAUUUCUUUGAGGCCUUUACUAAGCUGAACAUUUUGAUGCUCUACUGUAGUCCCAUCGGAUUCUCUUUUUUGAUAGUGGGAGGGAAAAAGUAUGACUAAUGUUAGAGCCUGAAACUAUGGAAAUGCUGCUAAAAUUUUUAUAUUGACAUUUUAUCGGUACUUCAUUGUGAUUUUUCAUUAAUCAACCAUAUUAAAUUUAUAAUAAAAAAUGCCCCUCAAAACUGCC
Molecule: messenger RNA, 4127 nt
Organism: Choloepus didactylus (southern two-toed sloth)
Lineage: Eukaryota; Metazoa; Chordata; Mammalia; Pilosa; Megalonychidae
Gene: SLC20A2
Product: solute carrier family 20 member 2
Exons: 12
Coding region: 784-2745 (653 amino acids)
Biological process (GO): phosphate ion transmembrane transport
Cellular component (GO): membrane
Molecular function (GO): phosphate transmembrane transporter activity
Source: RefSeq, a predicted model, not a curated record